Messenger RNA from Lineus longissimus, 1413 nucleotides. Its product is annotated as protein lifeguard 4-like. The record is from RefSeq and is a predicted model, not a curated record. Gene Ontology annotation, biological process: negative regulation of apoptotic process. Lineage: Eukaryota; Metazoa; Nemertea; Pilidiophora; Heteronemertea; Lineidae. The transcript is spliced from 8 exons. The coding region runs from base 83 to 838 and encodes 251 amino acids.
GUAAUCUGAAGGCGGAAGUUGGUAAAUCUGGAAAUUUUGUCAUUUGUGCUGCCUAAUAUUCUGUAUUACUAAAUUGCUCACCAUGGCAACACUACAUGUCCAAGGGAACCCGACCAUCAUCAACAUGGACGAACCAGAGAAGUCAUCUAAAGACGAGAGCAUCACCGAUGACUUUAUGUAUGGUUCCAACGUGGCGUCUGCUCAUAUCUAUAUCCGCAUGGGUUUCUUGAGGAAGGUGUAUGGCAUUCUCUGUACCCAGCUCUUGAUCACUGCUGCGUAUGCAUACAUGUGUUUUAAGUUUGAACCACUGGAACAGUUCUACAAAAAGAAUCCUUGGAUGUUGUUUGUUGUGAUGAUCCUCAGCUUCGUGUUCCUGAUCGCCCUUCACGUCAAAGCUCAGCAGACGCCCAUCAACUUCAUAUUACUUGGCCUCUUUACAUUAUGUGAAGCUUCUCUGAUUGGAUGUGUCGUGACCAUGUACGAUGGCUUCAUCGUGAUUGAGGCAGCACUUAUCACGUUUGCGGUCACACUAGGACUAACUCUCUACACUUUCCAAAGCAAGAGAGACUUCAGCAAAAUGGGUUCAACAUUGAUUGUGUUGCUCAUGAUGCUCAUCAUGGUCUCGUUCCUGCAGAUUUUCUUUCGAGCUGCAUGGAUGGAUUUAGGUAUUGCUGUGGUCGGUGCUGUAAUCUUCUCUGCCUUCAUCAUCUAUGACACCCAUCUACUGAUGCAUCGACUCUCUCCUGAAGAAUACAUGACCGCCUCCGUCAACCUUUAUCUCGACAUCAUCAAUCUCUUUCUCUACAUUUUGAGGAUCCUCAAUGCGGCCAAGAAAUAGGUGCAGGCAUACACAGGCAAAAUUGUCCACGACAAAAUCUAUGUAGGUCAAGUCUACUUGAAGGAUUGGUUGAGGAAUCAUUUAGGACAGUUUUCCUUGGUCGUGUUACCAUUCCGAAUUAAAGGUCAGUUCCCUUGGAUCUGGCCCUGCUGACCAUAUUUGUUGGUUCUCCUGUAAAUUUCAUCUGAUGUGUGUCAUAUCUUUUAUCAUGCUUAUCGACUUGGUAAAAGUUGAUGAAGUUAGAUUUCCAUCUAUAUUUGAGAAGGACUUGACAGGAAUGGAUUCUCUUCUGUGACUGUCUAUUGUCUCGAGCCUAAUGACUUGUUGUAUUUCAUGUCUAGUUCAUGGGUGAAGCGCGGUGUAUCUUUUUGUGGGCGAGAUAGGUUGGGAAAGUUUUUGCUCUGUGAUGUUAAUGUGGGGAUGUAUAUAUAUUGGUUUGGGGAGAAACAAAUAUUUAUUAAGUGUCAAAGACUUAUGACAGACACAUAAAUUUUGUGGAGAUGUUCCAUAUUCAUGUGAUACUGGUGGCAGAUUUUAAUUGAUUACAGUGGUGUAAUUAAACAUUUGUCAAUCAA